Molecule: messenger RNA, 2194 nt
Organism: Linum trigynum
Lineage: Eukaryota; Viridiplantae; Streptophyta; Magnoliopsida; Malpighiales; Linaceae
Source: the annotation of a GenBank genome assembly
CGCUCUGCCUCAGAGUGGCUUGUUAUUAGCGAGAUCCUGCCCCGAGCGGGUUGUUCUGCCUCCGGGGUGACGUAUUACGAACAACCCUUGUCCCGGGAUGCUUUGAUUUGGGAAUCGAUCUGACUCGGGGUGGCGUGUUAUGAGCGAGAUCCUGCCCAAGGGCAUUCCGCGGGCGGGUUCUUCUGCCUUCAAGGUGGCGUAUUAUGAACAACCCUUGUUCCGGGAUGCUUUGAUUUGUGACCCACUCUGCCUCGGGGUGGCGUAUUAUGAGCGAGAUCUUGCCCCGGAGGGCAUUCCGCGGGCGGAUUGUUCUGCCUUCGGGGCGGCGUAUUACGAACAACCCUUGCCCCAGGAUGUUUUGAUUUGGGACUUGAUCUGCCAUGGAAUGACGUGUUUUGAGCGAGAUCCUGUCCCGGAGGGCAUUCUGCGGGCGGGUUGUUCUGCCUUCGCGGCGGCGUAUUACGAACAACCCUUGUCCCAGGAUGCUUUGAUUUGGGACUCGCUUACGAUAUCUUGCAUCCAAUGACCUUUCUUGUAAUGAUAGAUUGGAGACUCGAUCUACAUUUUUUAAUCGGCUGAAUGGUACUUGCAUAAGUGCAAAAAUUCCAUGUUUUGCUUACCGCCUCCCCACUCAUAGUGGAGAGCCUCUAGGUACUCGGUCCUAUUUUGUCACAUAUGAGGUAGGGUCCUUCCCAAUUCGCCGCCAACUUGCCGUGUUUGUCCUUCUCUUUCUUGUCGAACAUCCUCUUAAGCACCAUGUCUCUUUCCUCCAGGGGGCGUGGUGGGAUUUUGUUGUUAUACACCUUGGUCACCUUCUCCUUUUCUGCAAUGGUACGGAUCAAUGCCACCUCCCACCUUUCUUCGAUCAUGUUCAGCUGAUGGAGUAGGUGGCAUGGUUUUCUUUAGGAGCAUAUGAUAAAGCACCAGGGGGGGUGCUUUGUUUGAUCAGAAUACGCAGCUCGAAACUCUUCAACGGAAGAUAAAACAGAUAGGUAGAAUUUCACCACAAUCAAGGUGAUUACUUGAUUGAUAAGAAACUUGUAAAACGAAUUUGGAAUCCUCACAGAAAAGCUUGACAAGGGUUCUCGAAUUAGCAAUGGAAUCCUCACAAAACUAACUCAAGGAUUUGAUUCUUGAGACACAACUCAAAGAACUCGAAACUCACGUUGGAGGAAAUUCUACCUAUCCAUUUUAUCUUUCGAAUUAGCAAUGGAAUCCUCACAAAACUAAUACAAGGAUUUGAUUCUUGAGACACAACUCAAAGAACUCGAAACUCACGUAGGAGUAAUUUUUAUUCAACUCAACUCUUCUCUAACUAUUACAACGAAAACUAGAGGGCUUUUAUAGCCAAAGAAAACCUAAUACAAUUCUAAACUAACAAGGAAACAAUUAAGGUAAAAAUCUACUCUUAUAAUGACUCAAAAUUCGGGUUUAAACUUCCUUUCUUGGAGUACAAGUAAGCUGCCAGCAAACAGUUCAAAACAACUUUCGUACUAACUUUGCGCCUUUUGUUCGAGGCCUUCCAGAACUCCAAUCUUUCAUCCAAUUCUUUCCCUUGGUAGAUAAACAUUCCUAGUUUCAUUUUGUAGAAGCCUUUUGACUUGAAUCCCAUCCAUGCUCCUUGAAUUGAGCUCCAAAGUAGGCUUCACAAAACAGUUUUCUGCCUUAGCCAUUUUCUGACAGUUUUCCAGUUUUGAGGUAGCAACUUUGAGGCCUUGGAAAAUAACCUUAAUGACAUCGUAUGGAUCCAAAAAGCUUACCAUUGAAAACAUGGUAAAUUUAUUUGUAAAACAAACCCUUAAACUUGAAUUUACACCAAGCCAAUUGAGAGAACCAUGCUUCCAAAGUAUGUACCCUGAACACGGAUUUUGACUUAGCCAAAUUCUGCCCUUCUUCUUCCCAACUUUGAUAGCUUCUUCGUCAAGUAAUAUAAGCGUGUUGGAUGACUCUACCUAACCAAUUGCUUGCGGGAACACCACAGACGCCAUGAUGUACUUUAUGUUAUGUUCCUCACAGAACUUCACAAUUGGGCGACAGUCAAACUGUGUACCAUGAUCGGUGAUGAUCGACUCUGGAAUUCCGAAGCGAAUCAGGAUGUUGUGAAAAAGAAAAUUUUGCACCCAGGGCACUUGUGAUUGCCUCGAGUGGCUCAGCCUCUAUCCAGGGAUUUUUCCAAUAAUAACACCUUUUAAAA